Glycine soja is the source of this 2243-nucleotide messenger RNA. RefSeq names its product E3 ubiquitin-protein ligase RGLG2-like. The transcript is spliced from 11 exons. The record is from RefSeq and is a predicted model, not a curated record. Lineage: Eukaryota; Viridiplantae; Streptophyta; Magnoliopsida; Fabales; Fabaceae. Gene Ontology annotation, molecular function: ubiquitin protein ligase activity. Gene Ontology annotation, biological process: protein K63-linked ubiquitination. The coding region runs from base 741 to 2036 and encodes 431 amino acids.
GAUAUUUUGUUACAUGAGUAUAUCAUAGUUAUCUUGUAAUAUCUUUGUUUAUGUAUAUGCAAUAUUAUCGCGUUUUCUUAGACAUUAGUUCUGGCGAAGUCACUGUGAGAGAACAUUCCUUACUGUUAAAAGAACCGAAAUACUUACAAAUCGACCAAUUAAAUAUUAGAAUCUCAAAACUCCCACAGUAGUUUCCACUUUGAUUUUCUGCAAAACGCCGUUUCAUUUUAAUUGCUUUUGUUGGUUAGGCUGUUGACUAUGAAGCACUUGAGGAAUCUACAUUAGUCUUAUCAGAAUCGUGUGUUCUUUUCUUCUAUGUAGUUUUCUAAGACUCUGCACAUUAUCUUUUUCUUUCUUUUCGUCUUUCACUCUCGUGGCGACAUGUCGUUUUGUCAAAAGAAACUUGGUUCCUUGUGCUUAAAGCCUCAAGCAAUAACUGGUGCAUUUUUGGCUUCGGUCAUGACUUCACGACUUUGUGUUACUUACGUUGGUGGAUUUCGUUAUAAGUUAUAACUAGUCGGUUUCGUUAUCGUGAAGCUUCCAUUUUGCUCAUUAAUUACUUACCGCAUUGAACAAGUUUUUAUUAAUUAGAAGUUGCUAGGAAAAUGGAAACUGCAACCUCGAGGACGAUACACUCGUCUCAUUUUAUAUAGCAUUUGGAAGAAUUGUUGGUUUUGUGUUCAUUGCUUCAUUUUUAAUCGUCUUCGUGUUUUUCGGUUUUCUGAGAAGUGUUUGUGUUGAUGGGGGGUCAAAGUUCUAAGGAUUCAUCUCUAGUGUCUUCUUCUUCUUCUUCUUCUUCUUCUUGGAGUGCAUACUUGGAUCCGCUAUCGAGUUAUGGUUUUGAUGAACCACAACCAUCUUAUUCUUCUUAUGGCUAUGAAGCUUAUGGUGGUGAUGGAAUGGUACGUUAUGAUAGUGCAAAGCUAGAGAGGAGGUACUCAAGAAUUUCUGAUCAUUAUAGUUCCAUAGAUCAGGUUACUGAGGCUCUUGCACGCGCAGGCCUUGAGUCUUCUAAUCUUAUUGUUGGUGUUGAUUUCACCAAGAGUAAUGAGUGGACAGUGUUUGAUAUUUUAGGCAAGAAUUCGUUCAAUAGGCGAAGCUUGCAUCACAUUGGGAGUGGUCUGAAUCCUUAUGAGCAAGCAAUAUCAAUUAUUGGGAAAAGCUUGGCAGCAUUCGAUGAGGAUAACUUGAUCCCCUGCUUUGGAUUUGGAGAUGCAUCAACACACGAUCAAGAUGUCUUCAGUUUCUAUCCAAGUGAAAGAUUUUGCGAUGGAUUUGAAGACGUGUUGAGUCGGUAUAGGGAAAUUGUUCCUCAUCUUCGACUUGCAGGUCCUACUUCAUUUGCGCCAAUAAUUGAAAUGGCCAUGACCAUUGUUGAGCAGAGUGGAGGCCAGUACCAUGUUUUGGUGAUAAUCGCAGAUGGCCAGGUAACAAAAAAUGUUGACACCAAACAUGGAAAACUAAGUUCACAGGAACAGAAGACUGUGGAUGCCAUUGUUGCAGCUAGUAAAUUUCCUCUUUCGAUCAUAUUGGCUGGCGUUGGAGAUGGACCGUGGGACAUGAUGAAGGAAUUUGAUGACAAUAUCCCAGCAAGGGCCUUUGAUAAUUUUCAGUUUGUGAAUUUCACAGAGAUUAUGUCAAAGAACAUCCCUCCUUCACGAAAAGAGGCAUCAUUUGCACUUGCUGCAUUGAUGGAAAUUCCUUCUCAGUAUAAGGCAGCAAUAGAGCUUAAUCUACUGGGUACUCGGCAAGUGAAUGCUCUUCAAAGGCAUGCCCUCCCACCUCCCACAUAUAAUCCUCAUGCAGCAAGGUUUGAGCCAAGUAUUCCUCCUCAACAUGGCAACAGCCACCUAGUUGCCACAGCUCCUUCUGCCCCAAGUUCCACUUAUGACAAUCAACUUUGUCCCAUUUGUCUAAGCAAUGCGAAAGACAUGGCCUUCGGAUGUGGGCAUCAGACAUGUUGUGAAUGUGGACAAGAUCUUCAGUCAUGCCCCAUGUGCAGGAGCCCCAUUAAUGCAAGAAUUAGGCUUUACUAAUAGUAUGUGACUUUGGAAUUGUUAUUAUUUUUUUUCUUGUUUUCGUGUUGUGUCGGUCACAAUUCUUUGGGGUUUUUUAAUUGAUUCGUUAAAUUCAUCAAACAUUAGCAUUAGAUGUGGUUUGGUACAACUUGAUCAGAUGUAUGUUUAGAUAUGAAACGGGGAAUUCUCCAUCAAUUAUUGUAGAUAUAUUCAUUUGAUGAAUUA